UCCUCCAUCGAGCGCCCACCAGAUGGACCAGCGCCCCAGGACCCCACCACCGCGCAGCACAAGCAAUCUCGUCCUCUCUCUCCGGUGUGCCAGAGCCCGAUUUUGCCCGUGGCGGAGGCAGGCCUUCGGCAGACAGAGCACCUGUUUCCAACGGAAGCUAGCACAAAGCCGGCGGAGGGUUGAGGAGACAAUACAAGCAAAGGCCGGAGUGCUGCGCCAGCAGGGGUGGCCUCGCGAGACCAUCUUCCUUGCCCGUGAUGCCGCGCCGUUCUGUGGGUAAGAAGACCAAGCAAGUCAAGACCUUCUUCCGCCCACCCGCCCCCACGAUACCACGUUUGUUUCCAAGAACGGACGACAAGGCAACACCACCAUGGAACG
Molecule: messenger RNA, 378 nt
Organism: Ectocarpus sp. CCAP 1310/34
Lineage: Eukaryota; Phaeophyceae; Ectocarpales; Ectocarpaceae
Source: the annotation of a GenBank genome assembly